Molecule: messenger RNA, 661 nt
Organism: Drosophila erecta
Lineage: Eukaryota; Metazoa; Arthropoda; Insecta; Diptera; Drosophilidae
Source: RefSeq, a predicted model, not a curated record
GCCCAAGCUAACGCUCUCUUCAAUGUCUCCAAAUAGAAUUAGGGCCAACGUAUGAAUUUGUUAGAACUACUGACUCUUACAACAAUAUGCCAGUUUGCUGUAUCUGUUAGCCAAGACACUCACCCACUAGAGUUGCCCAGAGAAUGGAAACAAUCGAUGACUGAGAAAAAUAAAUAGUCCCACCACUAGCCCCCGACCAGCUGUUUGCAAACAAAAUAUUGGCGUUCUAAUUAGUUAUUACUCGAUAUUAGUUCAUUAAUGGACUGCUGCGGCAACGAAGUGCGCAGCGAGAGUAUUUACAACAUGCUGCAAGCCCUGGUGGACUCGAAGGUGGUCAACGUGCAGCUUCUGUCGAUUGCCGUGGGCAUUUUCUUCGUGGUCCUGCUGCUGAAAAACAAUUUUCGCAGCUUUUCUGGCACUUCUAUGGUUUUUGGAGCCCCCGAGACAGUGACGUCACGCACAUUAUGUGUGUAAUAUUUUGGGUGCUAGUACACAUACUCGUGAUUUUUCAGUCUCAGGGUCGUCGGUUUAUUUCGGAGGUGUUUGCACAACAACACGCCCAACCCCAAAUAUAAUUGUUUUCGAAGGCCGGGUGAACUGGUUUGACUGCCCCGAACCAUCCACGGAACAUGCAAAAAAAAUAUAUAAAUCGAGCCCAGAA